This is a messenger RNA of Oncorhynchus keta (chum salmon), 7367 nucleotides long. RefSeq names its product ST3 beta-galactoside alpha-2,3-sialyltransferase 3b (gene st3gal3b). NCBI's taxonomy places the organism in Eukaryota, Metazoa, Chordata, Actinopteri, Salmoniformes, Salmonidae. Bases 188 to 1360 code for a protein of 390 amino acids. Gene Ontology annotation, molecular function: sialyltransferase activity. The transcript is spliced from 13 exons. The record is from RefSeq and is a predicted model, not a curated record.
UUAUUGUAGACAGCUCGGUGUAUUUAGGGAGAAGCUCCUUGUUUUUACACGACGGUGGAUGUUAGCUUAGUUAGCUAGCGUGUUAUUUGACUCAUCGUUUGAUGUCUCUUCGGUUAGCUAGCUAAGUGUUUAGCUAGCUAACGCACCUACCUAAGGUGAUGUGCCAUGUGAAUGACUGAGAACCACCAUGAAGCCCUCACACAAGCUGCUGUUCGUCCUGUGCCCCAUGCUGGUCCUGGGCUUCAUCUACUACUCCUCUGGGAAGCUACACCUGCACGUAUGGGGCCAGAAGCCACAGAUUGAUUCGGAACCCACUAUCAUAUUCCAGUCUAAAGGUCAAAGCACCACAGAGUUGGAAGCGGAAAUUGCUCUCACCGUGGGACGAAUAGUAGGCUCAGUGUAUGAUAAGCAGGGCUUUCUGCUGAAGCUGGAUGGACAGUUGCCAGCGGAGUUGGCGUACAAGUAUGGCAACCUCAGCGAAGGAGUUUGCAAGCCGGGCUACGCAGCGGCCAAGAUGACCGCCAUCUAUCCAAAGUUCAUGAAGCCAGCUCCCAUGUUUCUCGACCGGAACUUCAAGCGGCUGGCCAAAGUUCGCAAUUACUUGCCUCCAUUUGGAUUCAAAACACAAGAAAGAAUCAUAGACAGUAUUCUAACUGCAACAAAGAACUAUGGCUUGGGUGAAGUCCUUGACAGUCUUGGUUGUAAAAGAUGCAUUAUUGUGGGCAAUGGUGGUAUCCUGGCCAACAAGUCUUUGGGCUCGCGCAUAGAUGAUUACGACAUUGUGGUGAGGUUGAACGAGGCUCCUGUGACUGGUUUCGGCAAGGACGUGGGCACCAAGACCACCAUGCGCAUCACCUACCCUGAGGGGGCCAUUCAGAAGCCUGAGCGCUACGAAAAGGACUCGCUAUUCGUCUUCUCCGCCUUCAAACCGCUGGACUUCAAGUGGCUCAGACAAAUGGUCUUCAAAGAGAAACUGCGGGGUACAGAGGGCUUCUGGAAGUCUGUGGCACACUACGUCCCCAGGGAGCCCACAGAGAUGCGCAUCCUCAACCCCUACUUCAUCCAGGAGGCUGCCUUCCAGUUCAUCGGCCUGCCGCUCAAUAACGGCCUCAUGGGCAAAGGGAACAUUCCAACCCUGGGGACCGUCGCCAUAACAAUGGCGCUGCAUAACUGUGAUGAGGUGGUGGUGGCUGGCUUCGGUUAUGACAUGAACAUGCCUCACGCACCCUUGCACUACUACGAAACAGUCAAGAUGUCCGCCAUCAAAGAGUCCUGGACACACAACAUAUCCAAGGAGAAGGAGUUCCUCCGCAAGCUGGUGAAGGCCAACAUCAUCACGGACCUGACUAACGGGAUCUGAGUCUGACCAUCCAAGAGGUUUGCCUUUUCCCAAAAGAACUACAGAACAGAGGAUGCUGGGAAUAAACCUGGGUGGUGGGAGGGGGGGGAGAGAGGACCCUUAGAACCCAGACCCUGGUGGUCUGCACACUGUCCGAGUUUUUAUGUAGAGGAUAUUUAAGCGGAUGACUCGAAGGCACAUGUGCCUUCUGACCCAGAGGCUCCUGUCUGACACAGCCAGGAGGGACGGGCAUGGAUCGAACGCCAGUAAUCGGACAACCGCGUUUACCGUUUUGAAACCAGCGAGCAUCGAAUGAAACAUGAGUGGUAUGGAAGAGGAGGACGGAAGUUCUGACAGACAGAUGUAGAAACUGACAGACUGCAGGAGAGAGACAGGGACAGACAGUUACAGCAGUGCCAAAUGUACCUCGUUACAAUGGGGGGAGGAGAAUACCUCUCCCUCUACUGCCUGAAUGUAUUUUCUUUAACAGUGUAAAUGUCAAAGAUUUUUACUAUGCUUUUUAACAAGCUCCAGCGACCUCCACCCCAUCCCCAGUUCUCUCAGUACUGUCUUUCCCAGCGAGCCUCCUUCCAGGCCUGGGGGGGAGCAACCUUUUUCAAACCUCCAUCUCCCCCUUCUCACUUCCAUAUCGGCAGGCGUUUUUGAGAAGUAAAAACCUGGAUUAUUUUAUCUUGGUUGAAUUUAUUUAAGGCUGAUAGAGCACUAACUUUCUUUUCCGUCUAACAGUUCGCCAUAACUUGCUUCCUCAAUGACUCACUGUGGUGUCAUAAUUUGUUGAGUAGAUGUCCCUCAAAUCCUAGUAUUUCUAUUAUGGCUCUUCAGAAAGUGUUGUGAAUACCAUUUUAUGUGAGCGGUGGGGCAGCAGCCUAGGCCUCGGUUACCAGCCACGCAGCGAGAGUGGCGAUGGGAACUCUCCAUUAUUUGUGUGGUGCUGAGAAACAUUCCUAAUUUGUCCACGUGCAGAGCUUUUGUUCCCUUCCGCCAUGAAACUAUAUGUUGCCAAGUUUAUUUUCCCUGACUCGUAGCACAAUCGAAAAUUGUUAACUUAACCUUUAUUUUUAUUUCUCCUGUUAUGAUGGUUGAAUAUACACCAUCAUGGAAACAGUGAAAUGCCCGUUUUAGAGACAACGACCUGGUAGAUGGAUACACAUUUAAAGGGCAAGCAGGUGUUUGUUUACGAUAAUUCUGUUUAUUAUCAGUUAAUUAUUACCUUGCACAGGCUAUAUAUAAAGUUUCAAUCUGUGGCUGGUAAAAGUUUGAGUAGCCAAUUUUUGUAGCCUUAUAGCCUAUUCGAUUCUGGGAAUUGUUUGUUUCAAAUGAAACAAUAUUGAAUGUAAAGGUAUUGUUUUAUGUCGGCUGUAGGCUUUCAUUAGUUAAGAAGGCUAAUUGGAAGGCUCUUUUUAAAAGCGAUUUGAGUUAAUGUGCUGCAUUGUGAAUUAUAAGAGGUUUAUCAUUCUUAGUUCAUGGCAUUCUUUUAUCCAAAUCUUGAAUAGACAUGCAGACAAAUUAAUACAGGGACGGGGAACACCUAUUACCCUCCUACUCUGGAGUCAUAAAAACAAUUUAAAUAUAUACUUUUUUUGGCAGGUCACGGAUCGGCUCUCUGAACAAUUCUAUGUGGUUGGUUCGGGUUGUAAAAGAAAAAUCUGUCCUGAUGUCAAAUAUCGGUUGAUGUGCCUGACCCUGGCAAGAUUGCAGUAAAUUAUCCACAGGAGUUGUGUUAUAAUAUCCUUUUGACUUGCAAUACUGGUAUUACAAUAGUGAAAGCUUACUGGUCCCAAGUUUCUCAGCAAAAAAAAAAAUUGGCCAUUUAUUUGUUGUUGUUAGUUACAGUUAAGUAUUUAAGUGUUGCUCCGUGCACUGCAGUGGUUCAGUAUUGACCAGAAAAGACCACGCUAUGGUUGUAUUUUCUGCCUCCCUCGCCGCUUCCCUCAACAUCUUCAACAAAACUUAAGAAUGUCAUUUUUAAGAUUUGAAUAUUUAAAAAUGUACCGAAUGUAAUAAUCAGCUUUAUAUGGUGAAUUUUAUUCUGACAUACGUUUUUUGUUUGUACCUGUUUUGGGGUGACAUUUGGGUUUUUUGAAAGUCAGUCAUUUUCUAUGAGACUUUUUAAAUUAAUAAGAUUUUUUUCUGUGCUUCCUGGACUGGACAGGAAUUUAAACAGAAUUGACCCCAACCCUGUUUUUCCAGCCUGGUCACUAAGCAGAAUAUAGCUAUUAAAACGGGAGACAACAAGGACAUCAUACAGGAAACCUCACCAUAUCACUCAUUGGGAGAGGUCUAUAUCAGUUAUCACCUUGCCCUGUGCAAUCAAUCACUGGCAAGGUCAUUACACUUCAAAUCACAAGUGUUGCUGUUUCUUUUGAUAUUAUAUGCAGUGGGGAGAACAAGUAUUUGAUACUCUGCCGAUUUUGCAGGUUUUCCUACUUACAAAGCAUGUAGAGGUCUGUCAUUUUUUUAUCAUAGGUACACUUCAACUGUGAGAGACGGAAUCUAAAACAAAAAUCCAGAAAAUCACAUUAUAUGAUUUUUAAGUAAAUAAUUAGCAUUUUAUUGCAUGACAUAAGUAUUUCAUCACCUACCAACCAGUAAGAAUUCCGGCUCUCACAGACCUGUUAGUUUUUCUUUAAGAAGCCCUCCUGUUCUCCACUCAUUACCUGUAUUAACUUCACCUGUUUGAACUCGUUACCUGUAUAAAAAGACACCUGUUGUUAAGGUUUUCUUCUGUUGAAGGAGAGGCGGACCAAAACGCAGCGUGGUUAUUUUGAUACAUCUUUAAUAAAGAUGACAAUAGAACAAUAUACAAAAACAAGAAACGUGAAAACCCGAAAACAGCCCUAUCUGGUGUAACAAACACAAAGACAGGAACAAUCACCCACAAAACCCAACACCAAACAGGCUACCUAAAUAUGGUUCCCAAUCAGAGACAAUGACUAACACCUCUGAUUGAGAACCAUAUCAGGCCAAACACAGAAACAGACAAACUAGACACACAACAUAGAAUGCCCACUCAGAUCACACCCUGAUCAAACAAAACAUAAAAACAUACAAAGCAAACUAUGGUCAGGGUGUGACACAUGUCCACAUAUUCAAACAAACAGACUCCAACCUCUCCACAAUGGCCAAGACCAGAGAGCUGUGUAAGGACAUCAGGGAUAUAAUUGUAGAUCUGCACAAGGCUGGGAUGGGCUACAGGACAAUAGGCAAGCAGCUUGGUGAGAAGGCAACAACUGUUGGCGCAAUUAUUAGAAAAUGGAAGAAGUUCAAGAUGACAGUCAAUCACCCUCGGUCUGGGGCUCGGUCUGACAAUCACCCUCGGUCUGACAACGACCCGAAACACACAACCAGGGCAACUAAGGAGUAGCUCCGUAAGUAGCAUCUCAAGGUCCUGGAGUGGCCUAGCCAGUCUCCAGACCUGAACCCAAUAGAAAAUCUUUGGAGGGAGCUGAAAGUCCGUAUUGCCCAGCGACAGCACCGAAACCUGAAGGAUCUGGAGAAGGUCUGUAUGGAGGAGUGGGCAAAAAUCCCUGCUGCAGUGUGUGCAAACCUGGUCAAAAACUACAGGAAACGUAUGAUCUCUGUAAUUGCAAACAAAGGUUUCUGUACCAAAUAUUAAGUUCUGCUUUUCUGAUGUAUCAAAUACUUAUUUCAUGCAAUAAAAUGUAAAUUAAUUACUUAAAAAAUCGUACAAUGUAAUUUUCUGGAUUUUUGUUUUAGAUUCCGCCUCUCACAGUUGAAGUGUACCUAUGAUGAAAAUGACAGACCUCUACAUGCUUUGUAAGUAGGAAAACCUGCAAAAUCGGCAGUGUUUCAAAUACUUGUUCUCCCCACUGUAUAUAUACAGUGCCUUCAGAAAGUAUUCAUGCCCCUUGACUCAUGCCACAUUCUGUUACAGCCUGAAUUCAAAAUUGAUUUUCUCACCCAUCUACACACAAUACCCCAUAAUGACAUUUUUUUAUUUUUUUAUGUAUCACAUUUAUUUCAAAUAAAAUGCAUAAAUAUCUCAUUUACAUAAGUAUUCACAACCCUGAGUCAAUACUUUGUAAUCGCCGCCAAAGUUGCUUCUACAUCUGUCUUUUUUUGGUUAAGUUUCUAAGAGCUUUGCACACUUGGAUUUUACAAUAUUUGCCCAUUAUUCUUUGUCUAAUUCUUCAAUCUCUGUCAAGUGUAUAGUUGAUCAUCUCUAGACAACUAUUUUACAGUCUUGCCAUAGAUUUUCAAGACGAUUUGAGUCAAAACUGUAACUAAGGCCACAGAAGCAUUCAAAUAUAUCUUGUUAAGAUAUAGUAUAGAUUUGGCCUUGUGUUUGAGGUAUUGUCCUGCUAAAAGGUGAAUUUGUCUGCCAAGUUUUCCUCUAGAAUUUUCCCUUUGCUUUUAGAUGUAUUUCUCUUACUUUUAUCACCCCAAAACUCCCUAGUCCUUGCCAAUGACAAGCAUACCCAUAACGUGAGGCAGCCACCACCAUGCUUGAAAAUAUGAAGUGGUAAUUGGAUUUGCCCCUAAUGUAAUGCUUUGUAUUUAGGACAAAAAGUUAAUUUCUUUGCUACAUUUUUUGCAGUAUUAUUGCAAACAGGGUGCAUGUUUUGGAAUAUUUUUAUUCUGUCCAGGCUUCCUUCUAUCCAUUCUGUCAGUUAGGUUAGUAUUGCGGAGUAACUGACUGGGUGUAUUGAUGCACCAUCCAGAGCCUAAUUAAUAACUUCACCCCAUGCUCAAAGGGAUAUUCGGUGUCUUCUUUAAAACAUAUAUAUAUAUAUAUAUAUACACACACAUCUACCAAUCACUGCCCUUUGCGAGGCAUUGAAAACAUCCCUUGAAUCUGCUUAUAAUUCACUCCUCGAUUGAGGGCCCUUACAAUUAUCUGUAUGUGUGGGGAAGAGAGAUUGGGCAGUUACUCCAUAAUCAUGUCAACCACUAUUAUUGAACAUGGAAUGAGUCCGUGCAACUUAUUAUGCCAUUUGUUAAGCACAUUUGUAUUCCUUAACUUAUUUAGGCUUGCCAAAACAAAAGGGUUAAAUAUUUAUUGAUUCAAGACAUUUCGGGUUUUAAUUUUGCAAUAAUUUCUAAUAUUUUCUACAAACAAAAUUCCACGUUGACAUUAAUGGGGUAUGGAGUACCACAGUAUGUGUUAAAAUACCAAUAAAACCUAGUGGUCAAACAGGGAAAUGGUUCCAAUCGUUUCUCCACCAUUCAUCUUUCCCACAGGGGAUUUUGGAAACAGUCCAAAUAAAGGGCCUGUGUUUCGUGUAGGCUUACCCUGGCGUGACAUUUUAUUAACCAUGUAAAUCUCUCUCGGACAAAGUGACUUUUAUAAAUUAUAUAUUUACCCCUCAAAAUGAAAUAAUUUGCUGCUAAUGUGGCUAUCAUAAAGGACUACAAAUGCCAUGAUGAUCUGGAUUGAAACUGCAAAAUCGAGGCAAAGGUAAAAAUCUCUGGAUUAACCAUCUAAUGCUAGCUAGGUAUAGUAAUGAAUAAAUAGGCUACAUUUCUCUAAAUGGACAAUAAAUUGACACAAAUACCUGUCAGCAAAAGUAUCAGUUAUAGAUGACGCUCGGGAGUUUUGCGUGAUGUCUACGUUUAUGCUAAUUAUCAUUUUUGAAUCUGAGAGUAAGUAGAGCCGGAUGUAUUGAUGAAAGUCACCUCGUCCGAGAGAUUUACAUGGUUAUCAAAACGUUAUGCCAGGGUAAGCUUACUCACGAAACAAAGCUCUUAUUUUAAGUGUUUCAAAAGUGAAUGGUGGAAACAUUAUCGGAACCUGUUUUGACAGCUGUUUUAUGGGUAUUAUGACACCUCCACUGUGGUGCCCUAUUGUGUGUAGAUCAGUGACACAACCUCAAUUGAAUCAAUUUUAAAUUCAGGAUGUAACAAUAUUUGGUAAGAGUGAAGCAUUGUGGAUACUUUCUGAAGGCAUUGUAUAAACAUCUCUGUGUGUGUGUGUGUAUAUAUAGACUUUGUCCUAUCUGCGACUUGUUAAUAAAUACAUUGACCCUUUGGUCGCUUGGUAAGGUGA